AACUGCACCCUCCACAACUGGAGAGCCCACGACUGCAGCCUCCACAACUGUAAUAACUACAACUGCAGCCUCCACAACGGCAGAACCUAUGACUACAGCCUCCACAACUCCAGCCUCCACAACUGCAACCACCACAACUGAAGUCGCAACAACUGCAGCUCCUACAACUGCAACCCCCAUAACUCCCACUAAUGUUACAACUGCAACUGCACCCUCCACAACUCGAGAGCCUACGACUGCAGCCUUCACAACUGCAACCCCCACAACUGUAGCCCCCUCAACUGUAACAACUACAACUGCAGCCUCCACAACUUCAGCUCCUACAAGUGCAGCCUCCACAACUUCAGUCUCCACAACUGCAACCACCACAACUGAAGUCUCAACAACUGCAGCCCCAACAACUCUAACCCCUUCAACGACCCUGAUAUCGACUCCAGAAGAACCACCAUCACAGGGUUUAUCACUGGCACACCUACAGAUGAGAUUAACUACCUUUGGGGAUGUCAGCAAUGGAACCAUUAUUGCACUUGUUAAACAGUUUUUUGGUGACCAGCUCCCGAGUGGAACAGCCCACACAGUUACCGUGACAAACCUUCAAAGGGUUCAAGUGUCCCCAUAGAAACUUCAUGUAGAUGUAUAAUGACAGAACUCAACAUUUUCAUCAUAUCAGGAAAGAGUCUUUCAUUUGUUUAUAUUGUUUUCAGCUUGUGCACAACGUAUUAAUUGUCAUUGUACUCCAAUAUGUUGCACUAUUCUCCAAAUCACUCUUAGUUGCAAGAGACGGUGUGUUUGAUCAAAGUCAAAGGCUUAGAUUUUAGGCUCACACCCCCCUCUUAUGUUUUCUUUAUGAUCUUUCUAUAUGAACUAAAUCUGAUUAAAACACUUUCUCUCUCUAUAUACCUUAAGACCCAUUUUCACUUUUAACCAAACAAUAUUCUUGUGUGUGCUUUAUUUCCCGGAAUGUGAAAGGUGAGUUAGUGUAUUAGGCUCAAGUGUCAAAUGAAUUGCACAGUACAAUAGGAAGCUCUAACCCACCAUCUGAACAGUCAAAGAGGUUUUAAGAGGUGGUAAUACAUUCCCAUGCUCUGAAAUUAAAGGAGCAGCUGCCAUGGUGACAAGUCUGGUAACCAGGAAACUAUCCUAGUAUAUAAAUAUUAUGACUCCUCCUUUUAACCGUGCAACGUUUCACACUAAAUCUAACCCCAGUUAGAGCCCUGUUACAAUGUUUGACUAUUGUACACCAAAUGAAUGGCCUGUUAAACAGUACUUCCAAAAUGUAACAAAAUAUUAUGUGUAUUGAAUGGGAAUUUGUUUUGCUUUGCACCGUCAAUAAAACGUAAUUAUAUAUAUAUAUAUAUUUAGCUUAUGGAAUUUGUCUUUCCAUUUAAUUGGAAAACCAGAAUAUGAAUGGACUGCUUUACUCCAACGGGUGGCACUUGCCUUUAUGUGGUGGUGUCAGUGAGGAGGACGCUGUGAUGCACAGCAAGUAUCAUGGACAACGACUCUCACGCUCUCCAACAUGUGAUGUAACGUAAUGGAGCCUAAAGGGCAACACAUUGCACAAUAGGUGCAAUACAUAUUGAAAUUGUUUAAUAUACAUGUACCUGUAGAAAUGUAAUAUUGUACAAACAUAGCUAUAUGACACUUUUCAUAUAUAUCUAUGUUUAAUGAGUUAAUCAUAGAUAUACAGUAUGAGAAGUGUCACAUAGCUAUUUUUAUGAUCAUGAAGUAACCUGAGUUAAGAGCAACUUGUGAUCCUUAUCUUUAACCACCUUUGUUAAUAUUUUUGCAUUGUCUAUAUUUUACACUUGCACCUUUGUUGGUAGUUUAUAUUUCCUCUAUGUCUUACUUUACAUUAUAACUGCUGCACAGCAUUGAAUCAAGAUGUUCUUAUGAAAAGGGUAGAAAAAGGUUUUAUAUGUUUUUAGUAAAUAUGUUUUGAUUUUAUGCAUUCAAAUUAAUACAAGUAUAAAUUACCCCCUACAGGUUCUUCUGUAUUUAUAUUUGUUAUGGAGAAAAUAAUGUCUAUUAUUAUAUGAGUUGGCAAAUGUCUUGCAAUGUGUUUAAAUCAUAGUAACAUUUUCAUGCAAUAGGAAAAGUUAUUAAAAACUAAUAUCACUCAUAACAAA
This is a messenger RNA of Gymnodraco acuticeps, 2129 nucleotides long. RefSeq names its product cell wall protein DAN4-like. The record is from RefSeq and is a predicted model, not a curated record. The coding region runs from base 89 to 619 and encodes 176 amino acids. The transcript has 3 exons. NCBI's taxonomy places the organism in Eukaryota, Metazoa, Chordata, Actinopteri, Perciformes, Bathydraconidae.